AUGGAGCCAACUUUGGAGUACCAAGACGAUUUUCAAGAAGAAGCUGAGGAUUAUGAAUCCCAAACCCAGCAAGAGACGCAGUCAACUCAAGAAGCCUCUCAGAAUACGAUCCCUGACAUCGACACGGAAAGUUUAUGGGGUUACCUCCAGCCGUGCAGCGCAGAUCUUUUUCGACUUGAAUUUAACCACCUUCAGAAGACCUAUACGAUUGGAAGGAACGAUAAGAAUCUGUAUGUGCUUCCUGGCGUCAAAGUUAGCAACGAACACUGCAAAAUUUCGUGGCUGGAUAAUAGCGUCGUAAUAGAGGAUCUUUCUAGCAACGGGACCUUUAUCAACGGCCACAAGAUUGGGAGGGGUAAUAAAAGGGUGCUAGUAGACGGAAAUGAGGUUGCUUUUGGAACCCCAGUGGCACAACCCCUGACCAGCCAUGAGGAUUAUCGAUACAUCUAUCGGCACACAGCCGACCUUCACACCGGCGGUCUCUAUGCAGAGUAUGAUCUGAGCCACGAACUGGGUAGAGGUGCAUUCGCGACGGUCGUGAAAGGAAUGUCGCGUGCCACCGGUGAAUGGGUGGCUGUCAAAAUGAUCCACGCGAACAAGAAUCAGAAUGAGAUUGAACGGGCCACCCAAAAUGCCAUGUUUGCCAGGGAAAUCAAUAUCAUGCAGACUCUCAAGCACCCAAAUAUCUGCGAAAUGAAGAAUGUCUUCUUUCAGACUAACGGCGACAUCAUUUUGGAGCUCGUUGAGGGUGGAGACUUGCUCGAGUACAUUCUGGAACGCGAAGGUGUUGCCGAGCCUGAAGCUAAACAUAUCACGUAUCAGCUUUGCGAUGCGUUAUCGUAUAUUCAUUCCAAGGGUAUUUUACAUAGAGACCUCAAGCCCGAGAACAUACUUCUCACGCGGGACAACCCACCCCAAGUCAAAGUGGCAGAUUUUGGCCUCGCCAAGCUCGUCAAUAAUCUGACCAUUGCGAAAACGAUGUGUGGUACACCUAGCUACCUAGCGCCGGAGGUCGUUCUUCAAGUUAACCAGGAAGGUUACGAUAAUCUUGUUGACAGCUGGAGCGUUGGAACCAUCGUCUUUGCGAUGUUGACCAACGUCGCGCCUUUUAACGAAGAUAGGACUCAACAAGAUAUCCGAAUUAGAAUCGCCAAUCGUACGAUUGAAUGGAGUGCUCUGGAAGAACGUGACCUUUCUUUUAAUGCGAAAGACUUCGUUUUCGCUUUGAUGCAAACAGAUCCACGGCGCCGAAUGACCAUGACAAAUUCCCUUCAUCACGAUUGGCUGCGAAGCUACGUCCAACCUUACUGA
Laccaria bicolor S238N-H82 is the source of this 1311-nucleotide messenger RNA. RefSeq lists its product as uncharacterized. Gene Ontology annotation, biological process: cellular response to oxidative stress; protein phosphorylation. Bases 1 to 1311 code for a protein of 436 amino acids. The transcript has 11 exons. The record is from RefSeq and is a predicted model, not a curated record. Gene Ontology annotation, molecular function: ATP binding; calcium/calmodulin-dependent protein kinase activity; protein binding. NCBI's taxonomy places the organism in Eukaryota, Fungi, Basidiomycota, Agaricomycetes, Agaricales, Hydnangiaceae.